Messenger RNA from Nannospalax galili (Upper Galilee mountains blind mole rat), 4936 nucleotides. RefSeq names its product synaptotagmin 11 (gene Syt11). Gene Ontology annotation, cellular component: membrane; synapse; axon. Gene Ontology annotation, molecular function: clathrin binding; phosphatidylserine binding; SNARE binding. Gene Ontology annotation, biological process: vesicle fusion; cellular response to calcium ion; regulation of calcium ion-dependent exocytosis. The record is from RefSeq and is a predicted model, not a curated record. Lineage: Eukaryota; Metazoa; Chordata; Mammalia; Rodentia; Spalacidae. The coding region runs from base 728 to 2032 and encodes 434 amino acids. The transcript has 4 exons.
CCUAGGGAACCUGAAUCACAGCGUCAGAAGACCCUCAUGUGGUACUCUUCCUGCACUUGUUUUCGGAGACGUAGCCUUGUAGCCAAGGCUGUCCUUGACUAUCCUGCCUCACCCACUCAAGUGCUAUAAUCACAAGCAUGCGCAACUGGGCCAGUGCUCCCAGACUUUUUUUUGGGGGGGGGUCUUUUUGAAGCAGGGUCUCCCUGUAGCUCCAGCUGUCCUGGAACUCACUAUGUAGACCAGGCUGACCUUGAACUCACAGAGAUCGCCUGCCUCUGCCUCCCAAGUGCUGGGACUACAGGCGUGCGCCACCCACCUAGACUUCUUAUGGGGCUUUGGAAUUUCAGUCUUAUUAGGCCACGGCCUAUCAGUGGGUGGAGCCUCGUCCUCGGAAAAACUCGGCAGAGGGAGGGGGGUCUCCUCUCGAAGAUUUUCCGGAACCUUUCGGGCAGAGGCGGAGUCUUCUGCCGAAGGCCAUUCGGAAGGAGGCGGAGCCUAUCUCGCAUCAGGACCAGUCUGACUGCACCUGCAUCCUUAGCUCAGAGCAUCCCUGGAGCAUCGAAGAGGAAAGCGCAGCUGGCAACCAGGGAUCGGACCGUCGCAGAAGUCUGCCAUACACCUUCCCUCUCCCCUCACUGAGAGGUCUACAGCAGCAGCUUCAGUACUGACCAGGGGUUCCCAGAGGUGUCUUACCUUUACGAAAGUAUCAACAGCCUCUGAUUACGACAUGGCCGAGAUCACCAAUAUCCGCCCUAGCUUUGAUGUGUCACCGGUGGUGGCUGGCCUCAUUGGGGCCUCUGUGCUGGUGGUGUGUGUUUCGGUGACUGUCUUUGUCUGGUCGUGCUGCCACCAGCAGGCCGAGAAGAAGCACAAGACCCCACCAUACAAGUUUAUUCACAUGCUGAAAGGUAUCAGCAUCUACCCAGAGACCCUCAGCAACAAGAAGAAAAUCAUCAAAGUUCGGAGAGACAAAGAUGGCCCCGGGAGGGAAGGUGGACGAGGGAACCUGUUGGUAAAUGCGGCAGAGGCUGGCCUGCUGAGCCAAGACAAAGAUCCCAGGGGGCUUAGCUCCACAUCUUGUAUAGACCAGUUACCCAUCAAAAGGGACUAUGGGGAAGAACUGAGGAGUCCCAUGACAAGUCUGACCCCUGGUGAGAGCAAAGCCAACUCCCCAUCGUCCCCAGAAGAGGACGUGAUGCUAGGAUCCCUCACCUUCUCAGUGGACUAUAACUUUCCCAAAAAAGCCCUGGUGGUGACAAUCCAAGAGGCUCAUGGGCUGCCAGUGAUGGAUGACCAGACCCAGGGAUCUGACCCCUACAUCAAAAUGACCAUCCUUCCUGACAAGCGGCACCGAGUGAAGACCCGAGUGCUGCGGAAGACCCUGGAUCCUGUAUUUGACGAGACCUUCACCUUCUACGGCAUCCCAUACAGUCAGCUUCAGGAUCUAGUGCUCCAUUUCCUUGUGCUCAGCUUUGAUCGCUUCUCUCGAGAUGAUGUGAUCGGAGAGGUCAUGGUACCGUUGGCUGGAGUGGACCCCAGUACAGGCAAGGUUCAGCUGACCAGGGAUAUCAUCAAGAGGAAUAUCCAGAAGUGCAUUAGCAGAGGGGAGCUCCAAGUGUCUCUGUCGUACCAGCCUGUGGCACAGAGAAUGACAGUGGUGGUCCUCAAAGCCAGACACUUGCCGAAGAUGGACAUCACCGGUCUCUCAGGUAGGGCCCCAGAUCCUUAUGUCAAGGUGAAUGUCUACUACGGCAGAAAGCGUAUUGCCAAGAAGAAAACCCACGUAAAGAAGUGCACUUUGAACCCAGUCUUCAAUGAGUCCUUCAUCUAUGACAUCCCCUCCGACCUCCUGCCUGACAUCAGCAUUGACUUCCUCGUCAUUGACUUCGAUCGCACUACUAAGAACGAGGUGGUGGGGAGGCUGAUUGUGGGGGCACAUAGUGUCACAACCAGUGGUGCAGAACACUGGCGAGAGGUCUGUGAGAGUCCCCGCAAGCCCAUAGCCAAGUGGCACAGUCUGAGCGAAUACUAAUCCUUUCUCACCUCUAACCCCAAGGCCAGGCUGGGGAGGCACAUGGCGGGGAGAGAUGACAGAGAAGCAGACUCAAAACCUCAUUUUAGUUGUAGAAGAAAAUUUCUUACAAAACAAACCACACAAAGAACAUCCCAUAUGACACAACUGCAGAUCAGUUCUUAGCAAUGAUGACUUUUUUCUCUUUUGCAAGGCACUAGAAAUUCUUUUGUUUUGUUUUUUUAAAUGAGGGGGAAAGAGAAAGACCCCUACAAGUCUAUAUAUAACAAUGUAACCUUUUACUUGCAUGUCUAACACAAACUGAAGAAAUUAGCCUAACCCCCAAUGUCAGGUUGCAGAUUUAAUCCAUGAAAAUUGUGUUUUGUGACGAAUUGUACUUACCGAUUAUCUGAAAUUGGCCUCUUUUUAUUGGGCUUCUCUGGAGAGUUAUUCCCACUCCCUAUCAUUGCAGAAGAAAAUUUUGCUCUUGUAAAACCUUGUGUUUUUAUCACCCCAACCUUUUCUCCUGUUAACCCUCACGUCGCUGCACUUUGUCUGAGUUCAGAGUCUGGAGGUCUGUGAUAAGACAAGAAGCAAAGGUAGGAUGACUGAGGCAGGGCUUGCCAGAGUCAUUGAGAAUGGGAUAUCUGCUGUCAGCCUCCUGCUUAAAGGGGCAGCAGGCAUCUGUGGCUACUGGUAGCCCCAAAUGAUGUGUGGCAGACUUACGAGGUAGAAUGGAUUUACAAAAGGAGCUGAUUUCUAUAGAAGGAGCUUUAGAGACUUCAAGUUCAGCCUCAGGGAAGUACCAGUGAGCACAUGCAGCUGAGCCCAAAUGCCGUUUGCAGGUAGAGGGAUGAGAGAGAAAGCCAGACGUCUCCCACGGCUCCUGCGCCCUUCUGCGGUCAUCAGAGCCAUUUCUUGGUUGAUGGGUUGGCCAUCCCGAGAGGUUUGUAAGAUUACAUCGGCCUUUACUUUUCCAGAAAUGCAGACCAAGGAGAAGCUUUAGAGUCUCCUAAAGCAAUUUAGAUGUUUAAUGUAGUUUUUGCUUCAUAAGGAAACAGGCCCUCAGACAUGAUUCUUUCUCCUCGAAAUUUUCAGUAAUGGCUCUUUAAGAAAAUUAUAAUGGGAAUGAGAAGGAAAAGUGAUACACAUGCUUUCAGAGCAUCAUUUUCCUCAAUACCAAGUCAUAGUGCUGAGAACUGAGAGUUUCCCCGACGUGGUGAAGGGUUGGGAAGCCAGAGCUCCAUCCUCCUCUUGCCAGUGGGCAGGACAGCACAGAGCUUCAGCCUCAUGCUAGAAUUCAAAUGCAGGUCAUUCUUAGUGCAGCCAGGUCUCCAGUGUGGAGACUUCAUAGGGCAAACUUGAGACGUCAGGACAUAUUUUUGACAGUCUGAAGAGGACUUCAAUCAAAUAAGAAAUAGCUUGAAACAGGGCUUGCAGGAUUAGCUGAAAUUGAAGUGUCUACUCCCAUACAAGGUUAUCAGCUUGCUAGCUUGCUUCUGAGAAGGGGGUAGAAAAGGUGAGUCUCCAUGGAGAGAGAGGGUGGUGACGCUGCCUUUGGUGUUCCCUUAGUGCUUGUAGAUUUGAACCCACCCCACCUCCCCCAUCAAUCCUUUUGUUUGCUUCUUUCAGGCAGAUUUGGGGCAAUACAGAGUAGUUCUGUACAGGCACAAAGCCCACUCUCCGCUCUUGCCCUUGUCGGCCUUUAUCCCCCAUAAUCUGACUUGCUGUCUCACCAUCAGUUGGGAUCACACCAAUAGUCUCUGUCCUUUAACCCAUGGGAUGUAAAUAUUGUAUCAUACGUAGAAAAUACUUUUUGUUUUCUAAAAUUGCAUUUUGAGAUAGUUUAAUGAAAACCUGACAGGAACAUUCUAAGCCCCAUUAGGAAAAAAUUUCAAUGGUUCCUCUUCAUCGCCUUAAUGUCUAAAGAUCAGAAAUCGCUGAGCAGCCUGCUUUGUUUCCUUCCCAGAAACAAUGCAAAGCGAUAGGUGGAGUCUGGUCUUUGUCCUGCUGUGUGUGCCUCUGUAGCUCUGAUCGAAGUCUGGGAAAACAGCCUCACCCCACCCCUCUCUUCCCCAUCCCCUUGCAGCUUUAUUCCUUGCAUUCUUUGGGUCUACGGAGCAGCGGGUGGUGAGGUGACAGGGGAGGAACCAGUCGUUCCAUGGCUAGGAGCUGCCUCAGUGUCUUUGCCAGAAAAGGCAAAGGGGUGGAUAGUACGGGAUUCCUCCCUCCUACCUCAGGCCUGAUCAUUGUGCCCUGGACUUGGAUGUCCUAAAGCUUCUUAGCUGACUUUGGCUUUCACAUUGGUUCUUUCCAGAGCUCACUGAUCUGGGGGAGGCAGAAUGCCUCUUCCUUUCAGUUGAAAGACAGGAGAGCCACAUCCUAGCUUUUGCACAAGGCACUUGUGGUUAGGAGUAGGUGAAGGAAGGGUCACUCCAGAUUUUCUAAGAGCCAGUCCUUCUAUGUGGAUUUGAUUCCUUUGGGACUAUGAAGGCUUUUCAGAAUAAUAAACAUCCCCUAUGACUUCCUUCUUUCCAGUUCUCGGCGGAGCACAGCCAUGUGUACGUGUUUAUGGAUGGAUAGUGCUCCCACUAGAAAACCAGAUAGAACUGGUUUGCGGGACAGGAGUGACCUGCUUAGGCGAGGGAAAUGGAAAACUUUUAAUGUGGUCAUGACAGUGGCACUGCCCUCACCAUGGUCCCUCUCCAAAGUGGUCGUCUUUCUUUACCUUGUGUCUUCUCUUGUAAAAAUAAAACUCAAAAAUAAAAGUGUCAAAUUAAAAAAGGAAAAACCUGAAAACGCUAACAUGAACUGUGUGACAUUGCGUAAUGCUGUGACGCUAACCUGCAAUAUGUAAUGCUAUCUUGUAUGUUAAAUUUGUUAAUGCACCACACAAGUGCAAAAUAAAGACUGGUUCACAUUAAA